AUCAUUCUGCGCAUGAAGGAGGAUCAUUGCAUAAGAUGUGCACAAAGACAACGUCAAGCUUGGCAGAACGGAGAACUGAACGUGACUGGACUUCAUUUCACCCCCUGGGCCUCAUCGGUGGCAGUGAGCGAGUCCCACAAACCUUGGUGAAGCAGGCAUCCCUGGAAGUCAGCGGGAUCCAUGGACAUGGUUUGGUCUGAGAAACCAGCAGAAUUGUUGAAGGUUCCACAGCAUGGAAAAAACCUUCAGGUCCCUUCCCAAGCAGAGAUGCCUCUGUCUCCCAUAACGGCAGGAGCCUCCUCUUCAGAGAAGCCGAUGGUCAAAGAUCUUGUUUCAGACUCAUAUUCCUCAGAUCGAGAGUUCCCAGGACUGAGUGGACGGCCUGGUUACCUACAAGACUUCUUAAUGCCAGAUGAAAGUGAAAGAGGAGAGGGAGCCCGGUCCAUAAAAAAAGAAAUCAUAUCCAAGGUUGUUGCAUUUGCAGAGCGGAAUCCAUUAUCUAUGCUCUUUUCCCGAAGCAGAAAAAAGGAUGCCCAGGAGACGGUCCAGAAGAAUGAUCAAGAAGUGGUUCCAUCUGGAGAAAAGUCUUUGCUCUUUGCAUCUGCGUCACCUCAUACCACAGGAGAAUCUUCCGGGUCCAGUGGGAAGUCUGGCCAUCUGAGAGCAGAUGGAGGUGGAAAUGCCUUUCCACCCAGCUACUCCAGCCUGUACCCAGAGCAAAAGGAUGAAAAAAAUGUCCUCCGAAGGAGAAUGUACUGCCCACCAGGUUCCCAGCAGUCGUUCCUGAGGUCCGCCCCUGUCGGUCUGAGCCGCAGCUAUUCUGAUCCUGUGUUUUCCAGAGAGGAACACGGAAGGAAGCGAAUUGGCAGCUGUACGGCAGAAACCUCAACCAAAUUUCAGAUGGAUGAAUAUAAAUCUCCAGUUGCAUUUACACCUACGAUAAAGCGAAAGAAUGGGAACACAAUUUAUAGUUUCCAGUGCAGUCGUGCAGGCUGGUUUGAGUGCAGCGAAACCCAUCUGAUCUUCAGAAUGAAGGACAUGGGAGAGGUGGUGUACAGUAUAGCCAGAUGGAAUGGUACCUUCCACAUUCCUACUGGAUGGAUGCCUGCAGGACCCUUACUGGACAUCAGAUGUCCUCAGAAGACUUUGUGUGAAAUGAAAUUCCCACACUGUGAACUUGGGGACAGGCGCAACUUCCUGUCAGUGGCUCAUGUGACAAGUUAUGGUGUGGAGGUUCUCCAGCCUUCACAGGUGACUGACACCCAUGUGGCAGUCAACAUUGCUGGCCUCUCUCUUUUCGGACUCAUCAAAAGCUGCUUCUCCACUACGAUUUGCGGCCAAGUGCAGCUAUUUCUCAGACCUGUAGUCAAAGACCAGGAACAGAUACUGAACGUUUUCUUACUGCCCAGUAAUGUGCUGCUCAGUCAGGUGCUGGAAUACCAGAAGGAUAACAUUCACAUCCCAACAAGCUCCAUUUGCAGCCUCGUUCAUGAGCAGGAAUACAGCAUUCACUGCGAUCUGGAGGAGAACCAUUUCAUCCAGCCAAAAAAAGAAAAAUUUUAUGGUCAAGUUGAUGGAAACUUCUUCCCAACAUUCGAAGUGUUCCUGUACACGGAUGUGAAGGACUUGACUCUACGACUAGCGGACUGCAGAAAUGGUGUGGAAGUGUGGGAACGCAAAGUGAUUCUGCCAUGCUUUAAAACAUUUUCAUGCGGCUCUCUUGAAAAUGAGAGAAAUGCUGCCUUUGUGGACAAGUACAGGGCUGUUCUGAUUGAGAGGGUGACCUUGGUGGACCCCAUUCUGGACAAGCUGUCCAUUCUGGUCCACCCAGAGGCCUGUGCCAAGGUACGAGCUGCAGGCACCAGCCAGGAGAAAAUGAGACUUCUCUAUGACAUCACCUUUCGCAGUGGGGGAGUUCAGCUGAAAUCAAAGUUCUUUGAGAUCCUCAAGAAGGUCCAUCCUCAUCUGGUACAGGAGCUGAAUGGCAUUCAUUAGUGUGCCGUGUUUAUCCUUAGAGUUAAUAGUGCUAGAAAUAUGGAAAUACUGAAAAACUGACAACCGAGUCUCUGAUAACAGGGGGGUGCGGUGGCGCAG
This is a messenger RNA of Scleropages formosus (Asian bonytongue), 2094 nucleotides long. RefSeq names its product NACHT, LRR and PYD domains-containing protein 1b allele 2-like. The transcript is spliced from 16 exons. The record is from RefSeq and is a predicted model, not a curated record. NCBI's taxonomy places the organism in Eukaryota, Metazoa, Chordata, Actinopteri, Osteoglossiformes, Osteoglossidae. Gene Ontology annotation, biological process: innate immune response; inflammatory response; regulation of apoptotic process. The coding region runs from base 181 to 1995 and encodes 604 amino acids.